This is a messenger RNA of Cladocopium goreaui, 288 nucleotides long. NCBI's taxonomy places the organism in Eukaryota, Dinophyceae, Suessiales, Symbiodiniaceae. The record is from the annotation of a GenBank genome assembly.
AUGGGCACCACCGCCUUCGUCUGUGUCAUCCUCUGCAUUGCUUCCAUCUUCUUCACGAGCUCGGCGAAUGUGCUGGUCUUGGCACCCGUGGAGAAGAUGAUGAGAAAGGUGGAGUUGAUUCGAGCGAACCCGUUGAAAGCCAUGAAAAUCGCAGACGACGAGUUUCAGCGCGAGGAGAUGGAGAAAAAGAAGAGAGCCAAUCGCAGAUCCUGGAACCUCCGUAAAAGCAGAAAUCCCAUGGAUCUUGUGAGGCGGGUGGUGUUCGUUGUUGUGACGUGCGCUUGUUGA